AUGAGAGCAGGUGAAAUGCACCAUCAUCCCGUUCUGUUUGAUCUAACUAUGCUCUAAUAUUAGGAAUAAACCAGCUCUUAAUCGGAUGUAUGUGACACCAUGUGCAGUACCACAUACAGUAUGGGAAAUCAGGAAAAGAGUUAUGAUAAAUGGACCCAACCUGGCUGGAGAAUAGAGCAGAAGUAUGCAAACAAUGUUCUUAUUGGCAACUGGGUGGAAGAUAAGUUUCAGUUCACUCGAGAGUGUAAGACAGCCAACAGCACCAACCGUGCAGACUACCAGCCACAGUGGGACCACCGGCCAGACGUCAUCCUCAGACGAGAGGCGCUGCGGAAAGCUGAGGGCCUUCCUGCUAAGCUGCUUCUCUCCCACCAUGGCACGCUGCCCUCCCAUUACCUGGUCACCCUCUAUGAUGAGAUGUAUGGGCGCCAGGGCACCUCCACCCUGCCUCCGUUGCGUUCCUGGCAUCCAGACAGGCUGGCGUGGACGCCAGAGAAGUCUGACCACCCAAGCUUGGCACCUCCAACUAACUUUGGCCUGGUGGAGUCUAGACAGGUCCGUCUGGACCAGCAGCAGUCCCCCCUCCCUGCGCUGAGUGUGUAUAGGUCAGCGUACCAGAAGUACCCACUCAGUGCUUUCUGCCAGCCCCGCUUCGCCAGUGUGCCACGAGGCCACUCCAGUAAGCUCCAUCCUGCCAAUCGAAUCAACAAGGACAUGGAUCUGAAACAACGGCCCUGCAGACAGGUCCCAGACAACUCAGUCUCCGCCAGCAUCCUCCCUCCCCUGUCUGUUGUGUAGACACAGAGCUCGGGCCCUGAGAUGGCACCUCACACGCUGUUUCGAUACUCCGUGCUCCAAGGCAUGAAAAAUUUAAUGAAGCAGAACAUAUGGGAUAUCAAAAUAUGUAGCAAAUUAAACAGGAGUCUCAUUAUAAUCUCUUGAAAUCUAGGCUGUGUGUGUGUGUGUGUGUGUGUGUGUGUGUGUGUAGGAAGGAAGGAGUGACCGCAAAACACAUCUGAACAUUUAGGAUAAUCACAUGCUAAUUAUUUUCCUUGCACUUAAUAUUUUAAAUUCACUGUUUCGCUAUUUGCCGUUCUUGUCUAUUAAUGUUUUGUAUUGUGUCAUGUUUCAUGUUUUGUGUAGACACAGGAAGAGUAGCUGCUGCCUUCGCAACAGCUAAUGGGGAUACUAAUAAAAUACCAAAUACCCUAGCCUAGAUGCUUUGGAAAUCAAAGAGAGUGUUGAGGUCAGAGCUGACCUGGGUGUCCAUAUCAGGAGCAAUGAGUGAUGCAAGGCAAACUCUGAGGGGACCUGUCUAACUCCCAUUCCAUUAGGUGUUUAAUUACAGGGAAUCAAAGUGUUUAAUUAGGAGGAAUAAAAGAUGCUUAUGUGUUUGAUGGUCAACCAUCUGUGUCUCUAUUCUCCUGCUGCCUCAGCUAGUGCAGCCCUCUGCCCGCCUCUCCGUUACUCAUUUCAAUACUCAAGUUGAUUAUUGUGUCAGAAAAUGUGGGUAGAUCAUGUGUUAUCAAUUACUCCUUUGUAUGUUUGGUUAGUCAGGCCACAUGAUGGCGCUAUAGCGACAUGUCACACAAUGGAAUCCCAGACAAGGGUGUCGUGCCACUCAAUUAUUCUUAGUCAAUGAUUGCUCUUUGUGAGACAACUCGAUUUGAAUGAAAAAACUAUUAGACAUUUAAACAUUCAUUCAAACAUGUAUAUUGUUGAUGUAAUUAUGCAACACAUCAAUUAACCGCCACAUCUAUCAUCCUACAAAUUCAUUGAUUUACUCUACAGUCAGACACGACACAUCACACAGCAGAGCUCUGUUUGUUAAAUUGUUGAUGACUUAUCAUUGAAAAUCAGUCACUGUCUGGAAGGAAAACAUAUUUCAUUUAAAUCAGGAUUCAACAACAUGACUUAAAUGCCAACACAAUGCUGAACUGCUUUCAGUUUUUUUUUUUGCACAUUUCUUUCUUCUGCUGAUUAAUAUUAUACAAAUGUAACAAUAAAUAUUUGUUUAUAAAA
Oncorhynchus gorbuscha (pink salmon) is the source of this 2022-nucleotide messenger RNA. RefSeq lists its product as uncharacterized. The transcript is spliced from 4 exons. The record is from RefSeq and is a predicted model, not a curated record. The coding region runs from base 100 to 798 and encodes 232 amino acids. NCBI's taxonomy places the organism in Eukaryota, Metazoa, Chordata, Actinopteri, Salmoniformes, Salmonidae.